AUGUUGUUGCAGUACCUUCUUGUUCACACUUCGGUGUUCUCUGGAGCUCUGGCCGCUUCAUUGAGCCAUGUACUCCAUGAGAAGCGAGAAAUCCCUUUGCCAGAAAUAAAACAGCGCAUUGAUGGCGAUUCAGUCAUCCCUGUUCGCAUUGGUUUGCGACAGAGCAAUCUGCACACCGGCUAUGAAAGACUGAUGGACGUCUCUCAUCCAUCGUCUGAAAACUACGGAAAGCAUCUUACCAAAGAGGAAGUUCAUUCCAUUUUUGCUCCUGCUGACGAGACUGUGGACGCCGUCAAGAACUGGCUCCUCGGCUCCGGUCUUUUCGGCGAUGAUGAAAUCAUGCAUUAUGAGAACAAAGGAUGGCUUGCAAUCGACAUGCCUGCUAGGCAUGCUGAGAAAUUGCUAGGUACUCACUUCUAUGAGCUGGAGAGUCCCAACGGCAAUGUCCGAAUCGGAUGUGAGGAAUAUUAUCUUCCUGCUCACAUUUCCGAACAUGUGGACUACAUCAAGCCCGGAGUUAAACUUUCUGCGCCUAUGAAAAAGCGACAGAUAAACCAGAAGCGCAGCGUAUCCGCUGCAUCUCACCCAGGUUAUCCCCAUGUGCCUCACGUAAAACCACCACAUUAUCCCGGUUGGGCCCUUCCACCAGCAGCGCACGGACUACCUCCUGCUCUUCAGAACUGUGGUGUCAACAUCACUCCCACUUGCAUUAAGGCUCUGUACGAUCUUCCCACCGCAAAAUACAGUCAACCAGAAAAUGCCAUGGGUCUCUAUGAAAGUUAUGAUGCGUUUUCGCAGGAAGACAUCACUCUCUUCUUUCAGAACUUCGCCACCAAUGUUCCUGCUGGCACAAAGCCAAAGGUGAUCUCCGUUGAUGGAGGCACUGCACCGGUUGCGCCAUCUGACGAGCGCAACGGCGGAGAGUCUGAUAUUGAUCUCGAUCUCGCCAUUUCCCUGAUUUACCCCCAAUCGGUCACGGUUUAUGAAGUGGACGAUCUGCCAAACUCAUCUGGCGAGACGGGAACAGCUGGAUUUCUCAACACUUUCCUUGACAGUGUGGAUGGAAGCUACUGCAACUAUUCUGCUUAUGGUAUUACCGGCGACAGCCCGGGAAUUGAUGCAUCUUACCCCGAUUCUCUCGCGGGUGGCUACACAGGCCAAAGGGAAUGUGGCACGUACAAUCUCACUCGAGUUGUUUCCAUUUCCUACGGUGAGGCAGAGGUCUAUUUCCCCAAAGCAUAUGUGGAGAGGCAAUGCCAAGAAAUCUUGAAAUUAGGCCUUCAGGGUCAUACUAUUCUGGUUGCUAGUGGUGACUACGGUGUAGCUAGCUUCCCUGGCAGCAAUGAUAAUGAAUUCGGCUGUCUCAGUUCUACCACUCAGAACGGAACCAUCUACAACCCCGACUAUCCGUCUGGAUGUCCCUACAUUACUGCCGUCGGUGCUACAAGAUUGUACCCAAAUGAAACCGUCUACGACGCCGAGUCAGCUAUGCAAGUCAACUUGACUGCAUUCAACAUCGCCACUGGAGCCGGCCCUACCUCCCCGCCAUACGACUUCUUUGCGACCGGUGGUGGUUUCUCUAACUUCUUCGAACCAGCGUCUUUCCAGGCCGAGGCGGUCGCCGAAUAUCUCAAGAAGGACCUGCCUUACCAGAAACUACCCUACUAUAACAUCAACAAUGAUGCCACUAACAUCGGCGAAAAUGGGGGUGUCUACAACCGCAAAGGCCGUGGAUACCCAGAUGUCUCUGCGAACGGUGCCUUCUUGCUCACAUUUGUGAAUGAAACUGAAGGCACUUUCUUUGGCACCUCUCUAGCGUCGCCUAUCUUUGGUGCUGUAGUCACUCUGCUUAAUGAAGAGCGUACUGCUGUGGGCAAGGGGCCGAUUGGAUUUAUUAAUCCUGCCUUGUAUGCUAAUCCCUGGGUCCUGAACGACAUUACCAACGGUUCGAACCCCAAUUGCGGCUCGGGGGGCUUCCAAGCAUCCGAAGGAUGGGACCCCGUAACAGGUCUUGGAACACCCAACUAUCCUCGCAUGUUGGAGUACUUCCUCAGUUUACCAUAG
Molecule: messenger RNA, 2064 nt
Organism: Talaromyces amestolkiae
Lineage: Eukaryota; Fungi; Ascomycota; Eurotiomycetes; Eurotiales; Trichocomaceae
Exons: 3
Coding region: 1-2064 (687 amino acids)
Biological process (GO): proteolysis
Molecular function (GO): serine-type endopeptidase activity; tripeptidyl-peptidase activity
Source: RefSeq, a predicted model, not a curated record